AGCCUUUUUGCAAUGGAUUUUUUCCAGGGCUUUGCUUUUGCAAAGCUUAUUGCAGGGUUUUGCUGCGAGGCUUUUUAAGUAUUCUUUGAAAGGCUUGCAGGGUUUUGCUGCGAGGCUUUUUAAGUCUUCUUUGAAAUGCUUAUAGCAAGGCUUCUUGUUAGACUUCUUUCGAGUUCAAUUGUAAGGCUUAAUGCGAGGCUUAUGGCAGGGCUUAUAUCGAGGCUUUUUGGAAGGCGUUUUAAGACGCUUUUUAAAUAAUUUCAGGUGGCUUUCUUCAUUUUAUUUUUGCAAGGCUUUUUGCUAGGAUUAUUGCAAGGCUUAUUUAAAUGCUUUCCCAAGGCUUGUAAUAUGCUUUAUGCAAUGAUUGGGCUUUUACGAGACAUUUUGAAAGGCUCCUUUUUGCGAUUUUGUGAUUACUUUUCUUACUUUUUUUGCCACUUUCUGCAAGGCUUAUUGCGAGGCUAAAUGCGACUCUUAUUUGUGUAUGCUCAUUAAAGAAAUUUUUACAGUGAUACCGCCUUUUCAGCUUUAUUUGUCUUAAAGAAAGUAUUAAAAUAAUUUGUAAUCACCUAUCCCACAUAUGACUGUCAUCAUUGUAGCCUUGACUGGCAUUCGUAAUUCGAUCAGUUAACAAAUACACAUAAUCAACAUUAUUACAGAAAUAUUCAGUUCAUCGGAAAGCUAGAACUCAUCCACAGAGAUACAAGUCCAUUUUAAGAAACCAUCAAAAUGAGCAAAUCAAGCGCGGGGAAUGAGCGGAAAACAAUGAUUCUGGAAAAGAGGAAACUCAUGGAAGACAAAAGGAUGAGCAUGGGAAUGAGGUCCUUCUUCGCUUCUUUUAUUGGGAGCAAUUUUCGACUAAGCACAGAGACGCGGUACUCGUUUACAACCAUGACAAGACGUCAUAAGUUUGAUAAGCAUUUUAUUGAUGCUAACUAUAAAGUACCAGAAGAUGAAGUUUACGAACCCAUUUAUAAAACCGUAUUCGACGACGACAGGGACCCAGUGCAUGAACCCACUUUCUCUGGGCACCGCAUCCCACUGCAGAUAAGAUGUCUGGAACGCUAUCACAGUUCAAAGAGGGAGUACGCCCAGCAGUUUAAGCGGGAAAUAAAACUCCUGAUCGACAAUCAACCGACGGCCGAAAAUGCAUGGCAAUUCGUUAGGACGAUGGCCUAUACUUCACUUUGGCCUCCGCUGCACACAAGAAAAGAACUCAAGAUGUUUGAAAAAGACUUUUGCAAGCUUUCUUCGGAUGAGCAGCGUCGCUACGAUAAAAUAAUGGCAACAAAUUUUACAUAAAAUUUGUACGUAGCGUUAAACUUGUAAGAUAUUUUUAACAUAGUGUAAAAAAAUGAUCACGAUGGGAAUCAGAAAAAAUUAAAAGAAAAAUGCAGAUUACGAAUCAUAAAACCUCCUUUACACAUGCACAUCAACACUCUUAAGAAUAGAUAAGUUAGAUAGACAGUGAUCUUGUGGAAGUUAACCUUAAGUUUAAGCACAUUUUGACUUACAUAAAUAUUUCCAAGCGAACUAGUCCGACUGAAAC
Drosophila subpulchrella is the source of this 1549-nucleotide messenger RNA. RefSeq lists its product as uncharacterized. The record is from RefSeq and is a predicted model, not a curated record. Lineage: Eukaryota; Metazoa; Arthropoda; Insecta; Diptera; Drosophilidae. The coding region runs from base 730 to 1302 and encodes 190 amino acids. The transcript has 3 exons.